This is a messenger RNA of Sodiomyces alkalinus F11, 2170 nucleotides long. RefSeq lists its product as hypothetical. Gene Ontology annotation, biological process: regulation of transcription by RNA polymerase II. Gene Ontology annotation, cellular component: piccolo histone acetyltransferase complex. The record is from RefSeq and is a predicted model, not a curated record. Lineage: Eukaryota; Fungi; Ascomycota; Sordariomycetes; Glomerellales; Plectosphaerellaceae. The coding region runs from base 402 to 1820 and encodes 472 amino acids. The transcript has 2 exons.
UCACCUUCACCUACCUUUUCGCGUGACUCUGAUAUCACGGGUAUUGUCACGUGAUGUUUGGGUGGACCCCCCUCGGUGACGGCUCACCGAAGCGGGUCUCCGUACGAUACUUCACUUGACGCCGCCCCCUAAAACAGAGGACACACCCCACGCCUUGUUUCGCGGUUUUUAAAGCGUGAAGUGGCGUAACACCACAGCUGACACAUUCUGCUCCGCAGGAAUACCACCUGCAAUCAAUCCUCAAGGAGUCGGGCACUAGCAAUGACCAGGAAAUUCCCGUGCCGCCUCCUCAGGAGAGCCAGAUCAACUAUGAUCAACUCUAUCCUCUCCAGUUCCAGAAGCCCAAUGCAUAUAUCCGCUUCUCGCAGACUGUCGAGGAAUGCAUCGGGGUAUCGUAUGACAUGACAACAGAGGAUGACGAGUUUCUCAAGAAGUACAACAGCACAAGGAAGAGUGCAGCCCAAUUGUCCGAAGAUGACUUCGAAAGAAUCAUGGAGGUCUUCGAGGAGACCGCGGGGGAACAAGCCCCCUUUGCGUCCAUCGACAACACUGUUGUCAGUUAUGACAUGAUGGUGCCCUCACUCAACCAGCUCGGGUCGGGCAAGAUCAUGUCCCACACCAAGCAAAUCUAUGAGUACUGGAAAGCGUGUCGCCAGGAGAAAGGAAACACGUCGCUGCACCCCACUCUGAAAUUCGAGACUCACCAGGAAACCGACGAUACAGACCCCUAUGUCUGCUUUCGGCGUCGCGAGGCCCGCCAGACCCGGAAGACCAGGCAGCGAGAUGUGCAGAGCGCCGAAAAGCUCAAGCGUUUGCGCAAGGAGCUGGAAGAUGGCCGCCAACUGAUCAUCCUCACCCAUGAAAGGGAGAUGCUCAAGCGUGACUUCCUCCAACUCGAACGCAUGAUCUUUGAGCAGCGCGCCAAGGUGAGGGAGAUGAAGACCAAGCUGGGCAUCAAGGGAGACGAUGACGACCUCGUAAAUACCAAGCCCCAGAGAAGGAAGGUGCCCGAAGUGCCCACCAUUGCUCGCCCCACGGCAAGCGCAGUGCGUGUGGCUUCUCGGCCAGACGGUCGCUCGAUGGACGCGGACCUUGUUCAACUGGCAGACAGAUUGGCUGCCAAGGAUAAUGAAUUGCGCGCCGAUGUCGAGCAGAAGGUGCAGACCCAUCGGAAGUGGAAUCAAAACCACAUUGAUCUCACCCGCGAUCCGUUGUCGCCGGUCAGGGAGCAAGGCAUGGAGCUUAGCUUCCGCCCAGCCAAGGCGCAGUAUUUGAUGACACCGCCGGCGUCGACCUCGUCGGACUCGGAGGCCAUGGACUUGGAUGAAGAACCCGCUCCGGUGCCUGAUAGACGUGAAUUGCCCAUCUUCCGGUUCACGGCUGGCGGUGGCGGCGGCGGCGGAGGCAGUAUGGCCGGCGGUAAGCAUGCGCCGCCGUCAACCAAACAGCCGGCAUUCCGCAGGCGCAUCGGCCGGUUGAAUCGGUUGUGGAUCGACCGGCGCGGCAUAACAACUCCCCCUCGGGACGAUGAGACCUCCGAUCGAUGGAAGUAUGACCAGGACGAUGACGAGGAGCAGCCAGUGUAUGAGAUCGAUCCCUUCGAUACGAGGGCGCUCAAGUUCAGAGCGACAAUUCCGCUGUCGCCCUUUAUCUUCCCACGGAGGCACGUCGGGCAGGAGGGUAUGGUAAAUGGCCAUCUUGCGGGAGGCAGACCAGCACUCCCACAGCCGCCACAGCCGCCACAUCCACCCGCCCCACUCGCUCAACCCCCUCAGCCAGGCCCACAAAGUGCUGCUUCUGGCUUGACUCAACAAGGCUAAGCUGCCUCUUGAGAUUAUCGUCAUUUGAGAUUAUCGUCAUUAAUUCGAACUCUUUGCCAAGCAGCGUCUCUUGCUGUCGCGAGCGCUGGCGUUGGUAAGAGGUGUAUAUUUAGUUGCAGUGUUCGUAUAUACCCAUGGUUUCGGAGGGUUUCGGACGGUGUUCGGAGGCGUUGCCUGGUCAGGCGUCUGAUAGGCAGGCUGGUCGGCAAAGGAUCCAGGGGCGGCGGCGUUCAGGAUUGUCAUCAUGUAACGAGUAUGGGUCUGGAGCAUGCAUUAUGAGCUGGAGUUGAUGGCAUGCCGCUUUGAGACCAAUAAAUAAAAACAAUAGAUGCUUCAAUUGCGGAUAAUGC